Molecule: messenger RNA, 672 nt
Organism: Cladocopium goreaui
Lineage: Eukaryota; Dinophyceae; Suessiales; Symbiodiniaceae
Source: the annotation of a GenBank genome assembly
AUGUCCACAUCAAUGUGGACGUGUGGACGGAAGGGUAUGCUGAAAACUGGGUUCAAAUCCAAGCCAACUAUCCCAACAAGGCACCGAAGCCCCAAAGGAAGCCACCCAGUCCUGGUCCUGGCAGACCCAGCCCACCGUGGGCGCCCUGCCGACAGCAGCUACAAGGAGAAACGGCUCUACAACUUCUUGGGGCGACUCCUCGAACACCAACGGCAAGGACCCACAGUCAAGCCUGCGUUCAGCGAAGUGGAAGGUGCGCAGGGGCUUCUGGAACUUGAAAGCGCCUAUCUUCGCGGGAAGAUUGGGACCAUGAAUUCCUACGAUGUGGUGACCAUCCUGAAUUUCAUCAACAUCGUUGCGGCCGACUUCCAUGAUGAGAACCGGAUGGCUUCGAACUCCACACUCAGCCAGCUGUCGCAGCGCUCCAGCAUUUUACCGGGUCGUGUGCAGCUUGCAGCCUUGAACGCAAGCCUCGAUAAGACCGAUGCGACGCCCAGUGAGACGGCUCUGUCUUUGGGCCGUGUGGGAAAUGAAGGCGGUGAGCUGCCGGAACCGGCAAAUGGCGUGAUCGCGUCGAUUGACCCGCAAGAAGAGUUGCCGGACCUCAUUGAACGCAACCCACGCAACCCAGGUGAAGCUCUCAAGCCCAACAUUGUGAGCACAGUUCUCUGA